Molecule: messenger RNA, 222 nt
Organism: Letharia columbiana
Lineage: Eukaryota; Fungi; Ascomycota; Lecanoromycetes; Lecanorales; Parmeliaceae
Exons: 1
Coding region: 1-222 (73 amino acids)
Source: RefSeq, a predicted model, not a curated record
AUGAGGAAGCUAAUGGGCAGGAGGAAUUAUGUGGCAAUUGUGGCUUACGAUCCGGAAGUUGUGACGGGGACCUUCGGACAAACGAACAUGCAUGGCACAGCGACUGGGAAGUUGAGCUUGGCCGUAGAUUUCAUGGUGCAGACCGAUGCAGCGGGGAUGGGGGCGGUGGGGGUGAGUAAAUAUGGGCCUGUCAUUGUGCCUAGUUUGGAAUAUGGCAGAUGA